AGAGGGAGAGAGAGAGAUAGAGAGAGAGAGAGAGAGAGAGAGAGAGAGAGAGAGAGAGAGAGAGAGAGAGAGAGAGAGAGAGAGAGAGAGAGAGAGAGAGGUGGUUUUUUGGGCCACAUGGCCUGGUUGUCAGUGAGAGUGUGUACUGCAACAGGCACACAGAGAGCCAAAGUGGUCGUGGACCUAAGGACUUCAAACUUGACCAUCGGAAGACAAACAAGGUGACUGGACCGGAUUAUAUUGGAUCAUUACAUGAUAUUACAUACUGGGAUUAUGACAGGAUGACGAUAACCCAGAGGUAAGUCACAGAUGAGAAUCUAUACUGUUCCGUCCAAGAGAAGAAAAGCUCUGACAGACUGAAAGAGUCCUCCAAAGAGGAACAGGUCGGCUCUUUUGAAUUCAACAGUUGGAUGUAAAUACUGGGUUUAAUGAAUGUCCAGUAUUCAAAGACUCAAGAAAUACAUAUAUUAUGUGUCAAUUUUCUAAGGAUUCAAAUAUGUAUCAUAGGACUGAAGAAAUAUAUAUAUAAAGACACGAGAAAUAUAUGGACUCAAGAAGAUAUUCUGACUACACAAGAAAUAUAUGGACUCAAGAAGAUAUUCUGACUACACAAGAAAUAUAUGGACUCAAGAAGAUAUUCUGACUACACAAGAAAUAUAUGGACUUAAGAAGAUAUUCUGACUACACAAGAAAUAUAUGGACUCAAGAAGAUAUUCUGACUACACAAGAAAUAUAUGGACUCAAGAAGAUAUUCUGACUACACAAGAAAUAUAUGGACUCAAGAAGAUAUUCUGACUACACAAGAAAUAUAUGGACUCAAGAAGAUAUUCUGACUACACAAGAAAUAUAUGGACUCAAGAAGAUAUUCUGACUACACAAGAAAUAUAUGGACUCAAGAAGAUAUUCUGACUACACAAGAAAUAUAUGGACUCAAGAAGAUAUUCUGACUACAGUGUGUCCGUUUGAUGUGUCUGAACAGUGGAUCAGUCUGAGCUUCUCUACACACACGUGAUCCAGAGAGCGUUUCAGCCACGAGGGACGGCUGCGUUCUGACCUGUUUUCUUUGUGACAUACCAUGAGUCGCCGACACAUAAAUAGAGGCCCAGAAAAUACCCAGAGUCCCUAGCGUCCCGGCAGAAACAGCAGAGCGAGAAGCAACCACGCACACUCACGCACAAACACACCUGGUUCAUGAGUCGAUACAUUCAAGACUUGCUUUGUGUCGUGACGUUUUCCACUUCAUCCUACUCCAGUAUAGGACAGACACCCCCUUAACCCACAAACUCUCACCUCUGACCUCUAACCCUUGACCUCUGACCCCUGAUCUCUGAACCCUGACUCCUGACUAUGAGCCCUCAGGGGGGUCAGUACCUCAACAAGGCAGCGGUCUUCUCCUCGCUUGGCGCCGCCCGCCUCUCCCAGCUGGCCCUGGGCUGCUCAGUGGUUGCCAUGGUGAGCCACAGUGCGGGCUAUAGCGGCGGGUCGUACGGCGUGUUCUGCAUGGCGGUGUGGUGCGCGUGCUUCGCCAUGACGACGGUGGUGUUCUUCCUGGACGCCACCCGUCUCCACGCCUGUCUGCCCGUCUCCUGGGAUAACCUGACGGUGGCAUUCGCCGCCCUGGCGACCCUCAUGUAUGUGACAGCCUCGGUGGUUUACCCAGUCUACUUUGUCAGAGCAGAGUGCCCCUACGGAGGCUGUGAGGUCCGGAACUUCCGCAUCGCCGUCACUGUCUGCUCCAUCACCGGCUCCCUGGCCUACGGCGCCGAGGUGAUCCUCUCGCGAGCCAAACCAGGCCGGGUCGUGGGCUACAUGGCAACCGUCUCUGGCCUCCUCAAGGUCGUCCAGGGCUUCGUGGCGUGCAUUAUCUUCGGAGCGCUGGCGAACGGGACCGAGUAUUCUCGUCACGUAGCGACGGUUUACUGCGUGGUCGUCUACGCCGUCUGCUUCGCCAUGACGACCGUCGUGGUUAUAUUGACCGUGUCCGGUCGCACCGGGUGUCUGAAGUUACCGUUCGACCGGUUUGUUGUGGUUUACACGCUCUUGGCGGUUCUUCUCUACCUCAGCGCCUCCGUCAUCUGGCCCGUGUUCUGCUUCGACAGGAAGUACGGAUUGCCAGAGCGCCCGUCGUCAUGCCCGCGGGGCCGGUGUCCGUGGGAUAGUAAGGUGGUCGUUGCAGUGUUUAGCUUCGUCAACCUGGCGCUGUACGUCGCCGACCUGGUGUACUCACAACGGAUACGUUUCGUAACCCAGCAACCACGGGUGUAGAGCAGAAUGGGACGGAACAGAACAGAAUGGGAUACAACGUUAUUGUACAGCCAGAAGUGAACAUUCACACAAAGACAAUAUGCCUCAACCACUGGUGAGGUGUAGAAUAGGAGGAGGAGUAACUACUGAGUCAGAGAGAAAGGGGCGUCGACUAUUCAUCAAUCAAUCAAAUGUAUUUAUAAAGCCAUUUCUACAUCAGCUGAUGUCUCAAAGUGUUUAUACAGAAACUCAGCCUAAAACCCCAAACAGCAAGAUGCAGAUGUAGAAGCACGGUGGCUAGGAAAAACUCCUUAAAAAGGUCAGAACCUAGGAAGAGACCUAGAGAGGAACCAGACUCUGAGGGGUCAGUCCUCUUCUGGCUGUGCCGGGUGGAGAUUGUAACAGUACAAGGCCAUUAAGGCUUUUGAUUGAGUACAUCACCUACUUGCAUGAAUGUGUCACCCUCUUCUAAUGAUGGACUUACAUCUCACAACCAUGUAACCAUUGAGAUAUAAAAUAUUCUUAUUCAAUCUUUAUGCACAUAACAGCCAGCUAACCCUGCUACGAAACCCCAUUCGGGUGACACUCAGUAACUGACCCCUCUCACACCACUCUAGAUAUGAUGGGGGAUGGAUGACAUCACUAAACAUGACAUCACUGACUAACACAAUCCCACUGACUAAGAACCCCCCCUCUCUUCCUGGGGUGUGAGGGGAGAGUGUGGCCUCUGUAGCAGCCAGCUGGUUGGGGCUUCUCUGUCAGCAGAACCAGAAGGAGAGGAACAGCACGGAAUCUGACCAGCUCAUCACACUCUCACUGGGGUCUGCACAUUUACAUGGAGUCCCCCACCCUCUCUCUGUCUCUGUCUCUCUGUCUUUCUCUCUGUCUCUCUCUCUUUCUCUCUGUCUUUCUCUCUCUCUCUCUCUCUCUCUCUGUCUCUCUGUCUCUUACUGUCUCCCCCUUCUCUAUGUCUCUCUGUCUCUGUCUCUUACUGUCUCCCCCACCCUCUCUCUGUCUCUCUGUCUUUCUCUCUGUCUCUCUCUCUUUCUCUCUGUCUCUCUCUCUCUCUCUCUCUCUCUCUCUCUCUCUCUCUCUCUCUCUCUCUCUCUCUCUCUCUCUCUUUCUGUCUCCCCCUUCUCUCUGUCUCUUACUGUCUCCCCCCUUCUCUCUGUCUCUCUCUCUUUCUCUCUGUCUCUUACUGUCUCCCUCUCUCUCUCUCUGUCUUUCUCUCUCUCUCUCUCUCUCUCUCUCUCUCUCUCUCUCUCUCUCUCUCUCUCUCUCUCUCUCUCUCU
Messenger RNA from Oncorhynchus keta (chum salmon), 3536 nucleotides. Its product is annotated as myeloid-associated differentiation marker-like protein 2. The transcript is spliced from 2 exons. The coding region runs from base 1348 to 2265 and encodes 305 amino acids. The record is from RefSeq and is a predicted model, not a curated record. Gene Ontology annotation, cellular component: membrane. Lineage: Eukaryota; Metazoa; Chordata; Actinopteri; Salmoniformes; Salmonidae.